Molecule: messenger RNA, 729 nt
Organism: Cannabis sativa
Lineage: Eukaryota; Viridiplantae; Streptophyta; Magnoliopsida; Rosales; Cannabaceae
Exons: 2
Coding region: 246-560 (104 amino acids)
Source: RefSeq, a predicted model, not a curated record
UAGAUCCUACAUUAUAUAUAUAUAUUUUAUGAUAUAUUAUAAUAAUCGCCACAAUUGAAAAUUCUUAUUGUUUCAAUCCACUACAGUUUGGAGCAACAAUGUUUUUGUUUCUAUAACCCUUAUUUCUAUAAAUACUUGAAGAAUUGAAGUAACUAAUCUCACCAAUAUAAAUUGAAAUUAUAAUUAUAUAUAUUCAAAGACGAUAUAUAUAGAAAUAAGAUAACAACUCGAAAGACAAUUAUAAUAUGGCGAAGACUAAUAAUGCUCACGCAAUAUUGUUCUUUAACCUGUAUUUAGUCCUCUCACUCAUUUUCAUCGUGUCAAUGGCUGACGCCAAGCUUUUUGGAUCGGUGUUUGGCAGCAAGGGAAAGCCGAAGCAGUUGAGGACCCCUAAGGUGGACUGCAAUCAAGUGUAUGGGAUAGGGCAAGGUGAUACUUGCUUUGCAGUAGCCCAAUUUUUUGGCUUGUCCACUCAAACUUUUAACAGCCUCAACCCCAAUCUCAACUGUACCACUCUCUUCGUUGGCCAAUGGCUUUGUGUAAGUGGUACUGCAAAAUGAGACCACAUCCAAUGCUCAACUAUAUAUACUAUAUAAUAAUAAAUGAAAUAUGCAAUAAUUAAUCUUGAAUGCAUAUGAAUCCUAGCUAUUUUUGGUUUUUUUUUUCUUUCUUAAUUUCGUUUCUCAAUGUAGUUCUUUGUUGUAUCCAAUAUGAGGAUUUUGCUAUGUA